AUGCAAUACCAUUACCCACAAGCCUCUCUCCCCGGCCUCCCCGUCGAACUCCGCCUAAUCAUCCUCCAACACGCCCUUCUCCUCAACUCCCGCAUCGAAAUCCGCCAUCAACAAAAGUGCACCUCCCAUCCCAUCAGUACCAUGAUCAGAAGAACUCUCCAAGCAACAAUCUCUCCAUCGUCCUCUUCACGCACCGCCUGGUCACUCCUGCAAAUCAACUCUCAAAUCCGGAAUGAAGCCCUCCCGCUCUUUUUCGAACUCUGCAAUUUCCACUUUUAUGACACGUUGACCCGUUCUCUGCUUGCAAGUUUCUUGCAGACGAUUGGGGGAGAUGCGGUCAUUGGUCGUAUGAAGCAUGUUUCUUUUCAUACUAGAGGGAAAUGUAUCAUGUUUGGUUUGGGGGAUGCAGAAGAAGAAGAAGGCCCAUCAUCAUCAUCAACCCCCUACUCCAACGGCUGGACAACCAACUCCUAUCCCUCCCGCUCCGAAGAUUACUGUCUCCGAGACCUCACCAUCAACCUUUCCCACCCCUCCUCCUCCUCCUCCUCAUCCUCUUCCUCCUCUUCCUCCUCCUCUUCCUCCCCUCCACAACCCGACAUCUUCAACAACAUCUUCACCACCUCCCGCCUCUGGACGAACCACAACCCGUUAGCAAAACAAUUAUGCUCCAAUGGGGCUUUUGCGUGUCGAGAACAGAUGUGUGAGGCGUUUGAGAAGGCUGGGAUUUUGGAUUGGAGAUGUGGCGAGGAGGAGGAGGUGAAGGGAAAGGAGAAGAAGAUGAUCAUCAUGAGCGAGGCGAAAAUCUUGCAAGUGUGGGAUGUGAUGAGUAGAGAUCAUCAUCAUCAUAAUAGUUGUUGUGUAUUUUGA
Messenger RNA from Sphaerulina musiva SO2202, 867 nucleotides. RefSeq lists its product as uncharacterized. The record is from RefSeq and is a predicted model, not a curated record. The coding region runs from base 1 to 867 and encodes 288 amino acids. The transcript has 2 exons. NCBI's taxonomy places the organism in Eukaryota, Fungi, Ascomycota, Dothideomycetes, Mycosphaerellales, Mycosphaerellaceae.